Molecule: messenger RNA, 831 nt
Organism: Nezara viridula (southern green stink bug)
Lineage: Eukaryota; Metazoa; Arthropoda; Insecta; Hemiptera; Pentatomidae
Source: the annotation of a GenBank genome assembly
AUGGGGAGGUGGUUGCUGAUAUUGAUUGGACUAUUAGUGAGCAGUUUGUGCCAAGGAAAAGAAAAGAUAAACCAUAGACAGAAAAGAAUUCUGUGGAUCACUAAUGAUGGCAGGCUUGCACUUCCUCCUGGUACUCUCCUCACCAUUACUCCAACUAUCUCCAUGCCAUUUGUCAGGUACCCUCCAGAAGGAUUUCUUUCCAACAUGACCAUCAGCCUCCCAUUCACAAUUAAUUUUGACAUGCUCGGUCUAACGGAUAAUCAGAAUCCAUAUGGAGCUUUACCUCCAAUAAUUGCUAGAGGCUUGGGAAGAAGUGCUGGAGCCCUUCUUGCCGAUUAUGUUGCAAGUCUAUUUAAUACCAAAAGAUCAUCUCGAGCAACAUCAGAAAACAUACCACCUAACCCAGCAAGCUUAUUUCAUGGAGGAGAAAGAGCACUAUUGUAUGUUGUUGUUGAGGACUUUCUCUCAAACUUCGGACUUGAUGGAAAAGCAUGCCUUUUAAGAGCAAUAUGUGAAGUUCAUGGAUACUCUUUGCGAAAUCUUGGCUUUUUUGGAGAAAUAUUAAAACUAUUUUUUACGGCCAGUAAAUCUCCAUUUGCUGACAUUUUAAGUGAUUAUGUUAAGGCAGAGAAACAGGGUUUGGAGCAUGGAGAAUGUUUUCCAUAUUACAAAAAGUGUCCUAAAUCACUUUUUUUAGCUUCAAACAACAAUCCAUAUGUAAUGAAGGACUCAGAACAUAAUGUUGAUGAGGAAGUACCAGAAGAAGAUCUAGAAGAAACAUCGAAGUUAUCUUUUUCAAAACAUGUCCUUGAUAAUAAAAAUGCCAUGUAG